This is a messenger RNA of Trematomus bernacchii (emerald rockcod), 1901 nucleotides long. RefSeq lists its product as uncharacterized. NCBI's taxonomy places the organism in Eukaryota, Metazoa, Chordata, Actinopteri, Perciformes, Nototheniidae. The coding region runs from base 189 to 1598 and encodes 469 amino acids. The record is from RefSeq and is a predicted model, not a curated record. The transcript has 10 exons.
GGAGUAUUCGAACGCAACCCUGAUCUUCAAGUUUCUCAAAAACACUGGUCUGAGGACAAAGAUUUAACAUGAAGAUUCAAUAAAUCAACAGUAGGUGGCGAUAAUGCUCCAAGUGGUUGCGACUCGCCAUUAAAGCAAAGAAGAAGAAGAAGAAGAACCAAGCCACGCCUUAUCGAACCAACUGGUUUAUGUCCGGACAACAACACACAUUCCCCGAAACACAGAGGAAAUUACUUUCAGACAUGUUAUUGCUGUACCUGACACUUUCCUGCGUCACGUUUGGAAGUUCAUUCGCUCAGUUGGAAAAUACAGAAAAGUGCUAUGGCAGCCUUUUAAAAAUGCCAUUUAUGUAUACACCACCUAUUUUCAAUGGACAGAUGUUCUUCACUCCGAGUAAUGGAGGAUCCCGCAAGCUAGUGAUGGAUAAGGGAGAGUCAAAGGACCCACGCCUCAAAAUUUACUUGACCUCAGUUCAAUUCACAGAUUUGACAGUAAGAGAUGAAGGAACUUUUUCUGUAUCAAAAGAUGGUAAUACCGAACAAGAUAUCAUUCAUCUGGAAGUUAUAGAUUGUAAUGACAAGGUAACAAAGUAUUACAGGGGAUCAUACUCCUUUAAUAUUCGUAGACAGGCCGAAUACCUGGAGUUCAUUCCCCUUCAAAGUGUAGACCUGCCAAAGGUCCUGUGGAAUCGCUCCGACCCUGCCACAAAUACGGGAGGAAGAGGGCAGCUGAAGCAUGGUACCUGGGAAAUGAAAAACCUUAAUCAGGAUGACAUGGGCCUCUACCACACCAUAGGAAAAGACAACGCUUUGCUGGGUUGGGUGUCGCUCGAAGUAAAAGCAACCAAGGAAAACUAUAAAAUAAAGGAGCAAGAGUCGCUACUCAUGCGUUAUCCUUUUUCUGACACCCCGUGGACUGUCACUUUUAAAGCUGAGGGGGAGAAGUACGAGGAAACAUUGUUGAAAGCAGGCAGACUGCACAGAGGGUAUCAAUCGGACUCAGGUCGUUGGACUUUACCAGAUAGGACUCAGCUUGAGACGUAUGGCAUAGAGAUUUCUUCUGUGGAAGUCUCUGACUCCGGCACUUUUAAGUUCAGAGACCAGGGUGGCCACCUGGCUAAGAUUGUGGAGCUGGUGGUAUACGGGGACCCAGAACAUACUUUUGUUUAUGUUGGUAUUGCUGUCGGAAUAUUAUUGGCGCUGUUAGUCUGCUGUUGCUGUGUGAGAAAGUGCUGCUGUCAAAAGAGCUCCUCUAAAGUGGUGGAGACGGCUCCUCCCACUGAAACUGUACCUGCAUCGUAUUACCCUGCUGUGAAUCAACCUGCUAGACCUGCUACCAAUUACCAAUAUCAGCCUUAUUCCCAGGCUCCCAGAGGACCUACAGCUGAGCCGUCGGUGAAUGUCCACGUGAACCCCCUUCAGCCUGAGGGUGCUCCUCUAGGAAGGCAAGAAGUCGAUGGAGCCUCCGCACCCGGCUCUAGUUUCCUGUCCUCAGAUCCUGGGCCCAGGUUUGAGAUGAAACUGACUUCCCCUCUCCCCCUCAGUGCAGAAUCAAAUUUCCCGCAUGUUUAUACCUCUGCUAAACUCAACUUUUUGUAAGAAGCCAAAUGAAAAUGUCCAGAGAUGCUGAGUUUUCAUUCAGCAUUGUGCUUUGUUACUAUCCUAAUUAGUUCUUUAUUAGGUCUGCAUAAUAGGUGUACAAGAUAAGGGACGUGUAUAAAGCAAGACAUCACACAUACACACUUUGUUGACACAUCACCUGAUUGUCGGAUAAAAACCAACAAAAACCUGCUGUAAACAAAGGGUUUUGAGACCAGUUCAAAAGAUAGAUAGAUAGAUAGAUAGAUAGGUACUUUAUUGAUCCCAAUUUUGGAAAUGUUUGCGUUGCAUCAACAUAAAAAA